GAAAGUGAUAAUUUGUUUGUCUUCAUGAGAGUUGUAUUUUGUAUUAUUGCGCUUUCUGCCUGUCUGUUGAGUGAAAACACCAUUUUGUUUUCAUCAUCUUCACCAUCAUCAUCUUUUAGUUUACACUUUCGCUAUCAUGUUGUUUAAUUUAAACCAUUGUAACAAUUUUUAUAUCAAUCGUGUUUAUUGUUCCUUCCAUUUAAUUAUUAUAUCAACUAAUCAAUCUGGACCUGUUUCAGUAGUUCUGUUUUGAAAUGAGCCUUUCUUUUGACCUUUUCUUACUCUAAUCAUUCAUUUGAUUUUGUCUCUAAAAUUUUUUCUCUUUUUGUUAUGCUAUUUUCCUUUGCUUCUCUCUUAUUUCUUCCUAUCUUGUAGCUCCUUAACGAGCAAAUUUAACAACCCAUCUUUAUGCUGGUUUUGUCUUCUCGUUUUCUCGUUUUUUCAUUUUUUUGACCUUUCUUUGACUCUCUUCUGUCACUUACCCUCUUACCUUCCUUUUUGGUUAUCCCUUUAAAUCAACAAAGACUACCAGGAAUAGCUGUGAACAAAAUAGAAAUGGCUACCACCGGUAUCACACAUUCUUUGAUUGCUAAUAAUUUUGGUGGACCUGUUAAAGAUGUCCACAACAGUGUAUCUGCUCUAACUGCUCGUGAAUAUGGGUAUACAAGUAAUCUCUCUGUGGCUCAAAAUCAAACAAUUGACUAUCUAAUUAGAGCUCGUUAUCGUAAAGCAACUGGACUAUAUAGCAAGGAUCUUUAUGCUCAUUAUGGAUGUAUUAAUGCUAUUGAAUUUAGCAACAAUGGACAACUUAUGGUCUCAGGUGGUGAUGACCGUCGUGUUUUAUUAUGGAAUGUUGAGAAAGCCUUGUCUGACAAAGACAAGCCUAUUGUUAUGAAAGCUGAGCAUACGUCAAACAUUUUUUGUCUUGGUCUCGAUUCAGAUAAUCGUCAUAUCUUUUCAGGAGGUAACGACGAACAAGUUAUCAUACAUGAUGUUGAAACUAGAGAGCCUCUGAAAGUGAUUCUUCAUCGAGAAGUGGUUUAUUGUCUUUCCGUUGAUCCUCAAAAUGAUAAUUUAUUUGCCACUGCUUGUGAUGAAGGAAGAAUAUUCUUGUUUGAUCUUCGCGUCCCUUACAAUAUGGAUAAUUUACCAGUGCUUAUACACACUCGAUCCGCUUUCCAAUCAGUUAUGCAUAAUCCUGUUGAGCCCAGACUCAUUGUCACUGCUAAUUCAAGGGAAGGAGUGAGUCUCUGGGAUAUUCGUAAACCUCGUGUUGACCUAAUCAAAUACAAUGGAGGCCUAGUUACUUCGCAAAGUGCUAUGUCUGUUCGUUUUAAUUCUAAUGGAUCUAAGAUUGUUGCUCUAAGACGUAGAUUACCUGUUAUCCUUUAUAAUACACUAUCGCCUCAUCCAAUCGCCGAGUUUGAUGACAAAGAUUAUUACAAUUCUUGUACUAUGAAAAGCUGCUGUUUUGCAGGCUCAAAAGAUGAAUAUAUUUUGUCUGGAUCAGAUGAUUUCCGUCUUUAUAUGUGGAAGAUCCCUGAUGAAAUAUUGGAAAAAGACUUCUCUUCUGAUGGAAUCAAAUGGGUUGAUCAAACCCAUCUUAUCCUACGAGGACAUCGCUCAAUAGUUAACCAAGUUCGAUACAACUAUUCCAAUUCAACAAUUGCUUCUUCUGGGGUCGAGAAAGUGAUAAAAGUUUGGUCAAUCUUUGAUAUUUUUGACCCUAAAGAAAGUGAUCCCAAAAACACCUGUAGUCUUGAUGACCGUAAAGUUUACAGUCAUGAAGAAUAUAUUCAGUUGGUACUCGAAAGUGGCCAUCUUGCUGCUCAUGAUUACAGCAACCAAUCAGUCCAAGAAGAUCCUCGUAUGAUAGCUUUCUUCGACUCACUCGUCCAACGAGAUAUCGAAGGGCUAACAACCGAUUCCAAUUCCGAAGAUUCUGACUUUGCCUCAAGGUUCAGCUUGAUUACUAGAAAUCAUGCUCGUAUUGAAUCUCUAUCAGAACUAUCUUCAAGUGACGAGGAAAAGGAACUUUUACAUCUUUGUGAUGACCAAAUCGUUGGUUACAUUAAAUCAUUCAGUGAAAGGAUGGAAUCCUCCGUUAACAGACUUUAUGGAACUGAUUCUAAAUCUUCAGCUGUUGUGCCAAAUAGUAAGAAUGCUGAUAGCAGUAAAAGUGAUUCUAACAAUGCUGUGAAUGAUAAUCAAAAUAGUAAUGACGUUUUGUGUAAGCCAAGUACAUCUUCUGCUAGGCCCUCUUCUUCAAGUCUAGCAACUAGUUCUUCGUCGUUAUCAGCCUCAAGAAGUCAAGCUACUGAUUCAAACAAUGACAAUAUUGAUGUCGAUGCAAACAAAAUAUCCAUACUCAUAAAUGAAAAGAAGAAAGAGCAACUACGCAAAGCAACUCGGUAUGCUCUAAAGUCUACUAAAAUACGGUUACGACGACUCAAGAAACACCUUGCUCGUGACAAAGAGGAGAAAAGCAAAGCUUGUGAUAAAACUAGUGGCUUGAGUAUUGAAGAUAAAGAGCGACGUAAAGAGCAGUUGGAAGGAGUGCUUGAAAUCCUAGAAAGGUUAGCACAAAAGGUUGACAAUGGACUGAAAAAUAACCGUGGACAUUUGCACAAGAUGAUGGUUCGAUUGCGUUAUCUAGCUAAUCGAAAUAAUUUCCUCUGGAGAGGUGGCAGUCCAGAAAGUCCACUUGGUUUUGAUUCAGAUGAUGAUCCUCCAUUGAUUGGAGGUAAUGAUUUACUUAACGAAGUUCGUAUGGCACACAGACUGGCUGACCUUUUGACCGAUGGCAUUGUUGAACAUCUGUCUCUUGAAGAUGAUGAUGAUGAAGAUUCGUUAGUUGAGGAUAGAUCAAUUUCUACUGAUUCAACCUGUGGUUCGGAUGGUGAGAAGUCAGCUAGUAAUUCGACUGAUACUAGCAUAAGCCAGAUUAAGUCUCCUGACACGAAUAGAAGUCAAACUAAGUCUCCAGACUCCAACAGAAGUCAAAUUAAGUCUCCAGACAGUUCAACUUCAAGUUCAUCCGAUGAAGAUCUUAACAAGAGACAACGACGCCGUAAAGCAUCCGAAAGAAGACGCAACCUUAAUAAAAAGUGUGUUUCUAAUAAAUAUGUUGAUAGCAGUAGCUCCAGCAGCAGUAGCAGCAGCAGUGAUAAUGAUUCCGAAGCUGAGGAACCUGAAAAACGUAUUCUUCCCAUGGUUAACUUGCGUUAUGAUGAAGAAAGUGAUGAUGCUGGUUUCGAUGGAGACACCGAGUCAGCCAAGAAAAAGAGUGCCAAUGGAGCGGUUAAAUCAAAGGCACCAAUCUCUAAUAAUAAUAGCCAAGAAACAGCAUCAACAUCUGCAAAUGAUCAAUUGAAAGACCUUUCAAGCAAUCAUGAUGAUGAAAAAAGUGACGAUAUAAAUAAUAAUAAAAAUUUAAAUAGUGAUACAAAGGAAAAGGAUCAUCAAAAUCAUGAGUCAGGACAACCAUCAAAAGUCAAUAACGUUACCAUCAAAACUGUAAAUAAUACUGGAAAGUGUUUCCGCAAACGCAAAAAUCUCGAAUCUAACUCUGAAAAAGUUGUUUAUAAGUCAAUCAAACGCAAACAUGAUUAAUAUCCCUAUUAUCAAUAUUUGUAUAUAUAUACAUAACAAAUGAACUAUGAGUAUAUAUAUAUUAUUACAUAAACAAUGCAUUUGUACAAAAUCAUUUUCUGAUAUUUUAGCAAAUCUUCUAUUUCUCGCUUCAUAAUUAAAAACUAGGAAGCUGUGA
Messenger RNA from Tetranychus urticae (two-spotted spider mite), 3769 nucleotides. RefSeq lists its product as uncharacterized. Gene Ontology annotation, biological process: negative regulation of fatty acid biosynthetic process. Gene Ontology annotation, molecular function: protein binding. Gene Ontology annotation, cellular component: cytoplasm; Cul4-RING E3 ubiquitin ligase complex. The record is from RefSeq and is a predicted model, not a curated record. NCBI's taxonomy places the organism in Eukaryota, Metazoa, Arthropoda, Arachnida, Trombidiformes, Tetranychidae.